Propithecus coquereli (Coquerel's sifaka) is the source of this 930-nucleotide messenger RNA. RefSeq names its product olfactory receptor 1L6-like. The coding region runs from base 1 to 930 and encodes 309 amino acids. Gene Ontology annotation, molecular function: olfactory receptor activity; G protein-coupled receptor activity. The transcript has a single exon. Gene Ontology annotation, cellular component: membrane. Gene Ontology annotation, biological process: G protein-coupled receptor signaling pathway. Lineage: Eukaryota; Metazoa; Chordata; Mammalia; Primates; Indriidae. The record is from RefSeq and is a predicted model, not a curated record.
AUGCCAAGGAGGAAUCAGAGCCACAUGACUGAAUUCCUUCUUCUGGGACUGACCACUGACCCCAAACAGCAGGUGUGGCUCUUUGCCACCUUCCUGGCCAUGUAUCUGGUCAACGUGGUGGGCAACUCAGUCAUCAUUGCAGGAAUCUGGGGGGAUGCCCGCCUCCACACUCCCAUGUACUUCUUCCUCUCCAACCUGUCCCUGGUGGACAUCUGCUUUACCACUGUCAUCGUGCCACGAAUGUUAGUGAACAUGCUGACUCAGAGAAAGACCAUUCUCUUUGCUCAGUGCCUCACCCAGAUGUAUUUCUUUGUGGCUUUUGGGAUCACUGACAGUUUCCUCCUGGCUGCCAUGGCCAUCGACCGCUACGUGGCCAUCUGUAACCCACUGCAUUACACCAUGACCGUGAGCCCCAGGCGAUGUCUCCUGCUGGUGAUGGCCUCCUGGGCAGUGUCCCACCUGCACUCGCUCACCCACACAAUUCUCAUGGCUCACCUCUCCUUCUGUGGGCCCAACAUCAUCCACCACUUCUUUUGUGAUGUCCAGCCACUGCUAACGCUCUCCUGCUCUGACACUUCUGUCAAUGAGCUUCUGGCCUUCACAGAAGGCUCCUUUGUCAUCAUUAGUCCCUUUAUCCUCAUUAUUGUCUCUUAUGUCUACAUCACCCAUGCUGUUCUGAGGCUCCCCUCAGGGAGAGGCAGGUACAAGGUCUUCUCCACCUGCGGAUCCCACCUCAUGGUUGUGGCGCUAUUCUACGGGACCAUAAUAUCUGUAUAUAUUCGCCCCUCAUCCACCUACUCGAUGACAAAAGAUCGUGUAGUCACUGUUAUCUAUACAGUAGUCACCCCCAUGCUGAACCCCUUCAUCUAUAGCCUUAGGAAUAAGGACAUGAAACAGGCCUUGAGAAAGCUAACUAAAAGAACAGAAUAG